GUUCUAUAAAUACCUAGGGAGUGACCUGAUCAUUUCCUUUAAAUACACAUGAGGAUUCAAUAUUAUCCAUUCUCACAUUCGAAAUUAUACAUUGACUUUGUAAAUCAUAGAUAUAUCACAAUGAAUGACAGAAAAAGAAAGGCAGAAGAUAUCCCCUUUACUAACGGUAAUGGCGUGCAUGUUCUGAAGAAAAAUAACUCUGAAGUCUCACUCGGCCAGCCUGUUGUGGAAGAGGAAGAUUUGUUAUUGAAUGGUUUUCCUUCCACACAGGAGAGUAACUAUGGUGGAACAGGAGAGCAGUCGUGGUCAGCAGACCAUCUUGCUCAGAAGUUGGAGGAAAUUGGUUUGAGUGAAGUAGCUAAAAAGUUUAAAGGUGUUUAG
Molecule: messenger RNA, 381 nt
Organism: Mytilus trossulus (common blue mussel)
Lineage: Eukaryota; Metazoa; Mollusca; Bivalvia; Mytilida; Mytilidae
Exons: 2
Coding region: 49-381 (110 amino acids)
Source: RefSeq, a predicted model, not a curated record